Microtus ochrogaster (prairie vole) is the source of this 9302-nucleotide messenger RNA. RefSeq names its product 5'-3' exoribonuclease 1 (gene Xrn1). The transcript has 41 exons. Gene Ontology annotation, molecular function: 5'-3' RNA exonuclease activity; RNA binding. Bases 120 to 5120 code for a protein of 1666 amino acids. Lineage: Eukaryota; Metazoa; Chordata; Mammalia; Rodentia; Cricetidae. The record is from RefSeq and is a predicted model, not a curated record. Gene Ontology annotation, cellular component: nucleus. Gene Ontology annotation, biological process: nuclear-transcribed mRNA catabolic process; rRNA catabolic process.
AUGGUCUGGCGGACCUUGUGUUGUCAUUCUCCGAGCGACGGCCGGAGGCGGCGGCGUAGGCCCGGGCGGGGCGUUUGGUUUCGUUUCUGCACCUACUGGAAUUAGUGUCGACGGUCAAAAUGGGAGUCCCCAAGUUUUACCGAUGGAUCUCGGAGCGGUAUCCCUGCCUCAGCGAAGUGGUGAAGGAGCAUCAGAUUCCAGAAUUUGAUAAUUUGUACCUGGAUAUGAAUGGAAUUAUUCAUCAGUGUUCCCAUCCAAAUGAUGAUGAUGUUCACUUCAGAAUUUCAGAUGACAAAAUCUUUACUGACAUUUUUCACUACUUGGAGGUGUUAUUUCGAAUUAUUAAACCUAGGAAAGUGUUCUUUAUGGCUGUUGAUGGUGUGGCUCCUCGAGCAAAAAUGAACCAGCAACGUGGAAGGCGUUUUAGGUCAGCCAAGGAGGCAGAAGACAAAAUUAAAAAAGCAAUUGAAAAGGGAGAAACGCUUCCUGCAGAAGCCAGAUUUGAUUCUAACUGUAUCACACCAGGGACUGAAUUCAUGGCCAGGUUGCAUGAGCAUCUGAAGUAUUUUGUAAAUAUGAAAAUUUCCACUGACAAAUCAUGGCAAAGUGUUACCAUCUACUUCUCAGGCCAUGAGACUCCUGGAGAAGGAGAGCAUAAAAUCAUGGAAUUUAUCAGAUCAGAGAAAGCAAAGCCAGAUCAUGAUCCAAACACCAGACACUGUCUUUAUGGCUUAGAUGCUGACUUGAUCAUGCUUGGAUUAACAAGUCAUGAGGCACAUUUUUCUCUCUUAAGAGAAGAAGUUCGGUUUGGUGGAAAAAAAACACAAAGGGUAUGUGCACCAGAAGAAACGACAUUUCACCUCCUACACUUGUCUUUAAUGAGAGAGUAUAUUGAUUAUGAAUUUUCAGCAUUAAAAGAAAAGAUCACAUUUGAAUAUGAUAUUGAAAAAAUCAUAGAUGAUUGGAUUUUGAUGGGAUUUCUUGUUGGCAAUGAUUUUAUCCCUCAUCUACCUCAUUUACAUAUUAAUCAUGAUGCAUUGCCUCUUCUUUAUGGAACAUACAUUGCCAUCCUGCCAGAGCUUGGAGGUUACAUUAAUGAAAGUGGACAUCUCAACUUACCUCGAUUUGAGAAAUACCUUGUGAAACUAUCAGAUUUUGAUCGAGAGCACUUCAGUGAAGUUUUUGUGGACCUCAAGUGGUUUGAAAGCAAAGUUGGUAACAAGUAUCUCAACGAAGCAGCAGGUGCUGCAGCCGAAGAAGCCAGGAACUGUAAGGAAAAGAGAAAAUCAAAGGGCCAGGAAAAUUCUUUAAGCUUGGCUGCUUUAGACAAAAGUGAAGGUGAAGUAGUAGCUUCUGAAGAUAGUUUUGAAGAUGAGACUGAAGAUGACGAUCUGUUUGAAACUGAAUUUAGACAAUAUAAGAGAGCAUACUACAUGACAAAGAUGGGGGUCGAUGUAGUAUCUGAUGAGUUUCUGGCUGAUCAAGCUGCUUGUUAUGUUCAGGCUAUACAGUGGAUCUUACACUAUUACUAUCAUGGAGUCCAAUCCUGGAGCUGGUAUUAUCCCUAUCAUUAUGCACCCUUCCUGUCUGAUAUCCGCAACAUCAGUGCUCUUAAAAUCCAUUUUGAACUGGGGAAACCCUUCAAGCCAUUCGAGCAGCUUCUUGCCGUCCUCCCAUCAGCUAGCAAAAAUUUGCUUCCUACCUGCUACCAGCAUUUGAUGACCAGCGAAGACUCACCAAUUAUAGAAUAUUACCCACCGGAUUUUAAAACUGAUCUAAAUGGGAAACAACAAGAAUGGGAAGCUGUGGUAUUGAUACCCUUUAUUGAUGAGAAACGAUUGUUGGAAGCCAUGGAGACAUGUAAUCACUCCCUCAAAAAGGAAGAAAGGAAAAGAAACCAACACAGUGAAUGUCUAAUGUGCUGGUAUGAUAGAGACACAGAGUUCACCUACUCCUCUCCAUGGCCAGAAAAGUUCCCUGCCAUAGAACGGUGUUGUGCAAGGUAUAAAAUAAUAUCAUUAGAUGCUUGGCGUGUAGACAUAAACAAGAACAGAAUAACCAGGGUUGACCAGAAGGCUUUAUAUUUCUGUGGAUUCCCUACUUUGAAACACAUCAAACAUAAAUUUUUUUUGAAGAAAAGUGGUGUUCAAGUAUUCCAGCAGAGUAGUCGUGGUGAGAACAUGAUGUUGGAAAUCUCAGUGGAUGCAGAUUCAGAUGAACUUAGUAUAGAAAACAUCGCCUCAUCGGUGCUUGGAAAGUCGGUCUUUGUUAACUGGCCCCAUCUGGAAGAAGCUAGAGUUGUGGCAGUAUCAGAUGGUGAAACUAAGUUUUACUUGGAAGAACCUCCAGGAACACAGAAGGUUUAUUUGGGGAAAACUGCUCCACCAUCUAAAGUCAUUGAACUUUCAGAUAAAGAACAGUUGAACUGGACUAAAGAAAUACAAGGAAUUUCAGAACAAUACCUAAGAAGAAAGGGAAUAGUAAUAAAUGAAACAUCUGCCGUUGUGUAUGCUCAGUUGCUCACAGGUCGUAAAUAUCAAAUCAGUCAGAAUGGUGAAGUUCAUCUGGAAAAACAAUGGUCAAAACAAAUUCUUCCUUUUGUUUAUCAAACUAUUGUUAAGGACAUCCGAGCUUUUGACUCUCGUUUCUCCAGUAUCAAAACGUUGGAUGAUUUGUUUCCUCCAAGAAGUAUGGUCUUUAUGCUGGGAACUCCUUAUUAUGGCUGCACUGGAGAAGUUCAGGAAUCAGGUGACGUGAUCACAGAAGGUAGGAUUCGUGUGGUUUUCAGCAUUCCAUGUGAACCAAACCUUGAUGCCUUAAUACAGAACCAGCAUAAAUACUCUAUAAAGUACAACCCAGGAUAUGUGUUGGCCGGUCGCCUUGGAGUGAGUGGAUACCUUGUUUCAAGGUUUACAGGAAGUAUUUUUAUUGGAAGAGGAUCUAGGAGAAACCCUCAUGGAGACCAUAAAGCAAAUGUGGGUUUAAAUCUCAAAUUCAACAAGAAAAACGAGGAAGUCCCUGGCUAUACGAAGAAAGUUGGGAGUGAGUGGAUGUACUCAUCGGCCGCAGAGCAGCUUCUGGCAGAGUACAUGGAAAGAGCACCAGAACUGUUUAGUUAUAUAGCCAAAAACAGCCAAGAGGAUGUGUUUUAUGAGGAUGACAUCUGGCCUGGGGAAAAUGAGAAUGGCACUGAGAAGGUUCAGGAAAUUAUCACUUGGCUAAAAGGACAUCCUGUCAGCACUCUGUCCCGCUCUUCUUGUGAUUUACACAUUCUGGAUGCAGCCAUUGUUGAAAAAAUUGAGGAAGAAGUUGAGAAGUGCAAGCAAAGAAAGAGUAAUAAGAAAGUGCGUGUGACAGUGAAGCCCCACCUGCUGUACAGACCCUUAGAGCAGCAGCACGGAGUCAUCCCUGACCGGGAUGCAGAGUUCCGUCUGUUUGAUCGUGUCGUGAACGUGAGAGAGAACUUCUCAGUGCCAGUCGGCCUCCGGGGCACCAUCAUUGGAAUUAAAGGAGCUAGUAGAGAAGCUGAUGUGCUGUUUGAAGUAUUAUUUGAUGAGGAAUUUCCUGGAGGCUUAACAAUAAGGUUUGUAUUCCAGAUACUAAGUGUACCUGCAAAAGGUGAUGAUGAAUUUUGCAACAUUUGGCAGUCUCUACAAGGAUCUGGAAAAAUCCAACCUUUUCAGCCGACGGUACAAGAGAAGGGUGCUGUUCUACCUCAAGAAAUAAGUCAAGUAGCCCAACCACAUAAAACUGGCUUUAAUGACAACAGUGUUAAAUACCAGCAAAAAACAAAGCAUGACCCUCACCGAAAACUUAAGGAAGAAUAUAAGAGUCCUAAAGCUGAGUGCCAGACACAAAAAUUGUCUAAUAAGCAGACUUCUGGAGCCUCUGCCAAAUGUAAUAUUAAACUAUUGAGGAGAAAUGAAAGUCCAGGAGCCUCAGAAGCCCAAAAGGUUGUGACUGGUUACCCAACUGCUAUCGAUAAGCCUCCCUCAGGAAUUGAGAACUUUUUAGCAUCUUUGAAUAUCUCUAAAGAGAGUGAAGUGCAGUCAACUCAUCACGGGGAGCCUCCAGAUGAGGAGCAUCUGUCUCCACAGUCGUUCGCGAUGAAAGGAACACGGAUGCUUAAAGAAAUUCUAAAAAUUGAUAGCCCUGAUACAACAGACAGUAAGAAUGAUGGAAAACAAUUUGAUAAUGAAGUCACUGCUUCUCCCAAUAGAAGAGAUGAGCACGGACUCUUACCACAUCCUGAACCAAGUAAGAAGCUGGCGUGUUUUAUGAACAAGCCUCAUGGUACUAAUGAAUACCAAAAUGUUCCAUCUGUGGAUAAUGUGUGCUGGCCUGGCCACAUCCCUCCUGUGUCCACACCAGUAACCGAACUUGCUCGAAUUUGUUCCCUUGUUGGAAUGCCACAACCAGAUUUCUCCUUCCUGAGAACAACACAGACAAUGACAGUUUGUCAGGUGAAACUUUCCAAUGGUUUACUGGUACAUGGGCCACAGUGCCACUCUGAAAGUGAAGCCAAGGAGAGAGCUGCACUUUUUGCUUUACAACAACUGGGCUCCUUUGGUGUGAAUUAUCCUUUGCCUCCACCAAUAUUCCCCAAUUAUCCUCCAGCUGUACCAUCUGGAACCAUUCCUCCCAUUUUUCCCCAACCUGCUGCUAAUAUGAUGCCUUCAUCGCCUCAUCUCUUUGGCUCAGUGCCAUGGAGACCACCAGUGCCCGUUGCUGGGAAGGCCUUCCACCAUCCUUCUUAUCCUGGAACCAUGCCCUUGGCUGGAGGAGUGCCAAGUGGGGCGCACAAUCAGUUCAUACCUCUACAGGUUACGAAAAAAAGGGUUGCAAACAGGAAGCAUUUUGAGAAUAAGGAGGCCCAGAGUUCUCAAGCCACACCACUUCAGACUAGCCAGCCAGGAUCUUCUGAAGCCACCCAAGUAAUUCCACAAGAAAGCCCAUCAGCCUCUUUGAAGUGCUCUCAGGAUGCCCAGCCCGUAUCGUCUCAAGUGGACACUGCCGCCCAAGGCCAUGGUGUGUCCCACCAGAAAACAGCACCAAGCUCCUCAAGAAGGAAAUCAAGGAAACUGGCCGUCAACUUUAGCGUUCCCAAACCUUCUGAAUAAAUUUGGUACCUGGGAAUUAAUUUCUUUUAUUUCCAUCUACCUUUUUAUAAAUUGAUAUCUAUGUGUCAGAAAUGUGCUAUUUUAGAAUAUGUUUAGAUUGAAUAUUUGUAUUUUUAAGUUAUCAGGCACUUUUCAUGCUAUUUAAGACUAUAUCAAAUUGUGCACUUUAAAUAUGUGCAAUUUGUUGUAUAUCAGUGAUACCUCAAUAAAACUAAAAAAGAUCAAAUUAAAUCUUAUAUUAAAAUAAAUAUCAAAUUGGGCAUGGUAGUUCAUGCCUAUAACCCUCAUGCUUGAGAAGCUGAGACAGGAGGAUUGCCAUAUAUUUAAGGUUAGCCAAGACUACAUAAUGAGUCCCUGGCCAGCCUGAAACCUUGCUUCAAAACCAAAAAUAUAAAGUAGAUAUCAGUGGGCUAAAUGUUAAAAUGUACCACUCUAACUAACCAUUGGCUUCCUCAUUAGAAACAUUCUUGACCUAUAAAUUAGUCAUCAUAUUAUCAUAAUUAUAAGCUUUUUUACACUAUUAUUGAGGGAUAGUUAAAUGCAGCAUGAAUUAGGCCUCCUAAUUUCCUAAGUAUGAGUUUUACUUCUCUUUAAUGACGUGGCAACGUGGCUGGGAGAAUGGUCCUUGCUCCAUCAUCACGUGAGUCUGUUGCCAGAGGCGGUCCCAGGAUGCCCUGGAGCCAGCGCACUGACUGGUGCUGCCAGCGUUGCUCUGUUCUAAACCUGUACCAAAGCAGCUCUAGAAAACCCUCCAAUCAUCUGUAUGGCUGCUUCGAACUCGGAAUAGCAAUCUAGAGUUGAGAAAUGACUUUUUUUUUUUAGAUUGUUCAAAAACCAGCAUUAAGAAUUUUUAAUAAAAUUAAGUUUCACAAUCUCCAGGGUAAAAUGGUUACAAAUCAGUCUUCAAAUAGAGUACAGUGCAAAGUGUUAAUCACUUCAUUCUUGCUUAGGCUUCUUGGCUUUUGUUCAUCUUGAGAUGGGGACUUGCUGUGUCGUGCUGGCUGGCCUAGUACCCAUGGCAGUCCUCCAGGCUCUGGGAUUCCAGCCGUGCAUCAGCACACCCACUUCUGUGACUUCUUCCCUGCUUACUUCAUGUAUGUGAAGGCUCAUCGGGGUCCAUGUGUAGAGCUUCCCUGGACUGACAAGAUUUUAAACUUUUUAAAAAUUCCAAGGUGUUUGUGUGUACGUUAUUUCCUGCCUGUCCCAUAAGUUGUGCGUUUUGGCACUUGCUGAGCUGUUCAGUGAUGCCACAUCCGUCUCUGCAUGUCACUCAUGUCUGUUGUUCAUACUGCUGAAAUGAUUUGGAUUUUAUGAAAUUUCUCAAUGACAUCAGGACCUGCAUUUGUAUAUGGACAUAUAUUUAUCUUGUAGUUUUGUGAUAUGUUUAUAUUUUUAAGGAUAAAAUGAUCAUACUUUUUAAAAAGUAGGAACCAGUCUCUGUAUGGAGCUGCCGAUUGCUGUGUGUGAUUUCAUUAGGUCUCUGCAAACUCUGCCAUGCGUCCCUACUGCUUUUGAAAAUGCUGGCGGUGAACUGAGUUCCUUUCUCUGCUGAUUCCAGUGUUUCUCUAAAUGAGGGCAGGAUAUAUGUAUACUAGUGCCUUUAGUAUAAAAGGUAAAUGGUCGUUUCCUUCACUGUCUGUGCUCAUGUGACUUUCUGUUACUGUUUGUCAGUGCCCAGCACUUCCUCACAUGCAGGAAGCCUGGGGUAAGGCUCAGGACAUCCUCGGUGUUUGUCCUCUCAAACUCACGCUGCAGGCGCAGUGGAAUGCUCGGAUAUGACGCUUGUUGUGAUAGCCCCUUCCAAGAAUCCCAUUCAGAUUUUUUUCUACAUUCACUUACUCCUGUAUGAUGGUGCAGAACACAGAGAAAGGAUCCCUUUUGAAAAUCGCCUGAGAGAUUUUAGUCAACACAGUGCCAUUGAACCUGUAAAAGUAUUUCUCUAAAAUUUGAGCACAAGCUAGUAAUUCUAUAUAGAGAGCCAGUAAGAAUAUUUGACCUUCCUUUUAAAAACAAAAAUAAAAAUGCUAAGAGUCAAACUUAAAGAGAAAAUAAAAUAAGAGAGGAUUGAUUGUGUAUUGGCAGAUAGGCAGUAUGAUGUAUUUUCUGUCCCCUCCCCCAAAGUCCUGUUCUCAACACAGGUCUGACGUCUAGGGCAGGCGCAGCCUCUGGAAGAUGUAGGGCAUGCCUGUCCUGACAGCUGAGCAGCUAUGAGGACACGGGAUCUAGCACAUCUCUGCAACAGCUGCACUGUGGGACCCAUACAGCUUCCACCCUCAAGAUUCGAAAAUACGCUCAGUUGGCUGUUGAAUCUAAGAAUUUUGGUGAAAAUGGUGAACUCUGGUCACAAAAAAAAAAAAAGGUUCUCCCUGACUGUGUUCAUGUAACUAGAAAAGUUAUUUGAUUAAACCUUCCCCUCCUUACUGGAAGCUGUUGCUAAUAUCCUUGUUCAACAAGUCUUUUUUAAGCAAAUUAAGUUAAUUUAAAGAUGAGUCCUUUUAAUCAUUGCUUCUUUUCACAAUUCUGUGUGUUACUUGGUCAUUACCCUAGUUUUAAAAUUUGUCAGAUAAAAUGCAUGAAUUGACUCAAACAACUUCAUAGACAUCUAUACCUUGGCUGUGUCGGCAGAUUCUGUCCUCUGAAUCAGUUUCAGUUUGAGAUCUUCCCUGGCUGAGAAUGGUACCCAGCACAUCAUUAAUCCCGGCUCUCUGGAAGCUGCAGCAGAACUGAAUCCCAAGCAAGCCUGGGCUGUGGAGAUAGAUGCUGCCCAGAGCAGUAAGUAGUGAAGACUGCGGCUGGUCCCCUCCUUCCCCAGGUGGACAGAAUUAAGAGUACAAUGGCCAUUUUCCUGUCACUAUUUCCCUUGGUGUUUAGACAGUACUAGGUUCUUGAUUCUCAGGGGAGGAGGCACAGAGAGGGAGACAGGUAAUAUCCAGUAGUAUUUGCACACUUCGAUGUACUUUUUUUUCGGGGGGGAGGGGGAAUUCCAGACAAGGUUUCUCUGUGUAGCCCUAGCUGUCCUGGAACUAGCUCUGUAGAUCAGGCUGGCCUGGAACUCACAGAGAUCCGCCUGCCUCUGCCUCCCCAGUGCUGGGAUUAAAGGUGUGCACCACCACCGCCCCAAUGUACUUUUUUAUCUCAAGGAAAUAAGCUAUAGGGUUAUUUUAUUUACUCUUAUUUUAUGUGCCUGUUCUCUUUGUAUCAACAAAUAUUUUUUUUCAUACUGGUUAUUUAGUUUUCUCCAUAUAUGACAGAACUCCGUGGCUCUUCACUAAAGGUAGCUCUCACACUCUUCUCUGCUAUAUUUCUUUGUACCCUCUUGCAUCCAAACUUUUCUUUUACUAUAGAAGAGAAUCUAUUAGAAAUUAUUAUGAGACGUAUCCUAUAUCUUUUUUUCUAAAAAACUGUCACCAAAAAAAUCAUUAUUUUCUUUAGAGAUUGUGAGCCUUCUACAUUUGUUUUUCAAUAAAGUGGUGUUUUUUUGCAGGCACUUCUUUUGCUAUCAAAAAAAAUAAAUAAAGGUUAAAUUUUUAGUGUUUUUCAGAUCGACAGUUCGUAUUCUCGUUAGACAUCCUUAUUUUCUGUCAGGCCAGAAAGAGACAGCCAGAGGGACAGCGGCUCUCCAGUGACGGGAGAACAGACAAGCAGGCUUAGUGCAACAGAACUGGACCUUUUUUGGAAGAGAGGACAGGAGGGGAAAGAGUUCAAGUGGCAAGAAUGUUAGAAUCAAUGUGUCUGUGGGUAAAAUCUCCCUGCUCUUAGUGAUGCUGAAGAGACUGCUUUCUAGGAGAUUGUAUUUUAUAAUCGUGAAAUCUGUAGAAGUUUAUUUCCCACCACAUGGCCCAUUACAACCAAUUAUGACAGCAGAAGAUGGUCUGUGUAGCUGCUUAGGGUUAGACGCCACAUUCUCAUACUGAUUCUCUCAAAGUGAUAGGGGGAGAAUCUGCUCCACAGCCUGCUUUAAGUGCUUGCUCCCUCGGGCGCCCUCUUUCCUCCCCCUCCCCUCCAUCCCUCUCCCUCCUCGCCCCUGCUGCAUAGCCUUUCAGUCCCCCAGCCUCCAGAGUAUGGUUCCAUGCCCAGUGUGCUUUAAGUACUAUCAAUCCUGCCUUUCCUUUACAGUUAGAGGUACGUGCGUGUGCGUGUGUGUGUGAUGUUUCAAGACAGGAAUUCUCUGUGUACCCUUGG